Messenger RNA from Penicillium vulpinum, 492 nucleotides. Its product is annotated as GNAT family N-acetyltransferase. Bases 1 to 492 code for a protein of 163 amino acids. NCBI's taxonomy places the organism in Eukaryota, Fungi, Ascomycota, Eurotiomycetes, Eurotiales, Aspergillaceae. Gene Ontology annotation, molecular function: acyltransferase activity, transferring groups other than amino-acyl groups. The transcript has a single exon. The record is from RefSeq and is a predicted model, not a curated record.
AUGGGAGGAAUGCCCGGCCUCACUAUCUCGGACAUUCAUUCCUUGAAGAGGAACGAGGCACUGGAGAUUCUUGCCCAGAUUUCACGCGUCGAGAAAAAGACCUUCCCAACCAAUGAGGCAUUCCCAUUCGGUGAGGACCUGUGGAGAAAAAAGCCUAACACCCGAGUUCUGUACGCGAUUCGAGCUAAGGGAUCGCAAUCUGAUCUGAUCGCCUAUGCGGUCUAUGUCCGACAGAAGGGCGUUGCGCUAUUACACAAAAUUUGCGUGACAGAGCCUAACCGCCGUCAAGGUGUUGGCCAGGAGGUGCUGUCCUACAUUCAGCAGCGCCUACGAAAGGAGGGCUGUCAGUAUAUUCAACUCUGGGUGGACCAGGCUAGGGAGCCUGCGCGCGCCUUGUAUCUCCGUCUUGGAUUUGAGGAGCGUGAAGUUAUCCCUGAUUACUAUGCCCCUGGACGAACAGGCAUCAAAAUGGUCCUAGAUUUAGAAGCUUGA